Triticum turgidum subsp. durum (durum wheat) is the source of this 2670-nucleotide messenger RNA. NCBI's taxonomy places the organism in Eukaryota, Viridiplantae, Streptophyta, Magnoliopsida, Poales, Poaceae. The record is from the annotation of a GenBank genome assembly.
AUGGCGCAUUUAUGCCGACGAGGACUGCGAUGGGACUCCGGUCACCCGAUGGUUGCGAGUCGACCACGGUUUCUUGGCGUGUUUGAUACAAUCAACACAUCCAUGGCUUUGACAUGGAGCAUUUCUAGGUCCUUUAAUUCCCCACAAAGACCAGCAGCAGUUUCCUAUCCUGCAACCAAGCUAAUCCAAAGCAUUUUUUUCAUACAAUCUCCUUGUUUUGCUCUUCACAAACAUACAGGCAUGACUCUGCUCCCCUUUUGUAUCCUUCUAUUAUCGAUUUGCUUCUGCAAAUCCGAUGACCGCCUUACACCUGCGAAGCCACUCUUGCCUGGCGACAAGCUCGUCUCCAACAAUGGCAUCUUUGCUCUUGGUUUCUUCUCCCCUGAAAACUCCACCGCAAACUCAUAUGUAGGCAUAUGGUACCACGACAUCCCGGAGCGGACGUAUGUGUGGGUGGCCAACCGCGACAACCCAAUCGGCAGCGGUUUGUCUGGGAAGUUGGUUCUCACCAACAGCUCUGACCUUGUCUUGUCAGAUUCCAAGGGCCGUAUCCUUUGGAGGACGACGAACAACGUCACCGCCGGAGGUGAUGGGGCUGUGGCGCUGCUGCUCGAGGCAGGGAACUUUGUCGUCCAGUUGCAGAAUUUCAUGCAGGUAUGGCAGAGCUAUGAUCACCCAACUGACACCAUCCUCCCCGGCUUCAAGUUAUGGGCGAACUACAAGACCCACACAGCAGUGCGCAUCGUUGCUUGGAAGGGUUCUCAAGACCCAUCCACCGGGAAAUUCUUCCUCAGUCGUGACCCCAGCACGGGCCUACAGAUCCUCACCUGGCGGGGGACAAGCAAGUACUGGCGCAGCGGACUGUGGAACGGUGCAGAAGCUUCAGACAAGAACGGAUACAUGUGGUCCCAGAACGUCGAUGACGGGGAGAUCAUCUACUCGACGUACAACACUGGCAACAGCUCCUCCCGGAGAUCGCACUGGAAGCUGGACUACACGGGCGACUUGAUGCUCAGGAUCUGGAGUGGCCAGUCAUGGGUGGUUCUGUUCAAGCGCCCAGAUGAUGGCUGCCGCCAAUACGGCUCGUGUGGUCCCUUUGGCUACUGUGACAUGCUCACCAGGGUGUGCAGGUGCCUUGAUGGGUUCGAGCCAGCGGACGGCUUCAGUGCCAACUUCUCCAGAGGAUGCGUGAGAAAGGAGGCGCUGACAUGUCAUGGCUACCAUUUCUCAGCCUUGCCUGGGAUGAAGGUGCCUGACAAGUUUGUGUAUGUGAGGAGCAGAAGCUUCGAGGAGUGCACUGCUGAGUGUGAGCGUAACUGCUCCUGCACUGCGUACGCUUACGCCAACUUGAGCAGUAUUGUCACAACCGGUGGCCCAUCAAGAUGCUUGGUCUGGACAGGGGAGCUUGUUGACUUAGAGAAGACAGGCGUACUUGGUGGCAACCUGUACCUUCGGCUUGCUGGUUCUCCUGGACACAACAGGAAGAGUGGUGUCCGUGUGGUAUUAAAGAUUGCACUCCCAGUUAUAUCGUUCCUGGUGAUACUCUCAUGCAUAUAUCUUGUCUGUAUAUGCAAGCUAAGAGGGAAACAAGCAAACAAAGAAAGCAUGAAAAGACCGGCCCUGGAACAGUUUAGCACUUCGCAAGAAGUUUGGGAUCAAAAUUUGGAAUUGCGCUCUAUUAGGUUCGAAGACAUCGCUGCUGCAACAAACAGUUUCCAUGACACGAACGUACUUGGAAAAGGAGGGUUCGGCAAAGUCUAUAAGGGAACACUAGAAAACGGAAAGGAAGUUGCUGUUAAAAGGCUUAGCAAGGGUUCUGAGCAGGGUAUAGAGCAUUUUAUAAAUGAAGUGGUUCUUAUUGCCAAAUUGCAGCAUAAGAAUCUAGUUAGACUUCUUGGCUGUUGUAUUCAUGAGGAAGAGAAGUUGCUUAUUUAUGAAUACCUUCCCAACAAAAGCCUAGACAAGUUUCUCUUUGAUACUGCAAGGAAGUCUGUACUUGACUGGACAAGAAGGUUCAACAUAAUCAAAGGGGUAGCUAGAGGACUUAUGUAUCUCCACCAAGAUUCGAGAACGACGAUAAUCCAUAGAGACCUCAAACCAAGCAACAUCCUGCUAGAUGUGGAAAUGAAUCCAAAAAUAUCAGAUUUUGGAAUGGCAAGGAUCUUUGGAGGCAACGAGCAACAGGAAAGUACCAGACAAGUUGUUGGGACUUACGGGUACAUGUCGCCUGAGUAUGCGAUGGAGGGCAUUUUUUCCGUCAAGUCUGACAGCUACAGCUUUGGUAUUUUGCUACUAGAGAUUGUAAGUGGAUUAAAGAUCAGCUCACCUCAUCAUCUUGUGAUGGACUUUUCAAACCUCAUAUCCUAUGCUUGGAACCUGUGGGCAGAUGGAAGAGUGAGGGAUUUCGUGGACGCGGCCAUCACGGGGAGCUAUUCGCUUGACGAAGUGUCCAAGUGCAUCCAUGUUGGGCUCUUGUGUGUCCAGGACAGCUCCAGUGCUAGGCCACACAUGUCAUCGGUCGUUUCCAUGCUCGACAGUGAAGCCAUUCCUCGUGCACCGCCAGAGCAACCUGUGUAUUUUGCACGGAUAAACUACGAAACCACUGAAGCGAUGGAAGACACGGAGAACUCUGCCAAUGGCGUGAGCCUUACGGCGCUAGAAGGACGAUGA